AUGGGCUUGCCAAAGGACAAGGAGCGCGAUGUCGACAUCACAAGCAGCGUUGUUGCCAGCGCCAGCGAUGAGGUGCGACCGCGCGAGCGACGACCUCGCAGCAAGAGCGAGCGAGUCAAGGGCGACAGAGAUCACGACAGAGAUCACGACAGAGAACGAGAUCGAGACCGAGAGAGAGAAAGAGAUGGACUUCGGCCACACAAGUCCAAGUCGACUCGUUCCAAGCCAGUCGAUGGCGAUGCUGACUCGCACUCGUCCACAUCACGACGCCGUCACCGAACGAAGGAGGAGAAGGAGCAGAGGCAUCGGGAAAGAGAACGGGAGAGGGAGCAGGCACGGGAGAAGAAAACUUCUUCCAUGAGCGAUCUGGUGCCUGAAUUGAGUAGAACUACCAGUAGCAGAGUUAGUCUGCCGUACCCAAGCUUCAGCAAGGCGCAUAGCAAGGAAAGCGUCACCAUAAGCCGGGAAGACAUCUCGUCAACGUCUGCAGCGCAGAGAGCCGACCCCUGGACCCCUGAGACAACCGAUCUGAGCUCGAGGGCCGACAAACACCCUUCCAGAUCCUCGGAUAAUCGCGGCGAUGGGAGUGGCGUUGAAAGCAGGGGGGCGAGCAAUCAGAAUGAUGAACGGCCGCCCAGUCCACCUGUGAGACGACCGCCCAGUCCACCCGAGACUGACCUUUCCGCUGAGAGACGACGAAGUCGUACAUCCACAUCACACAAUCGAGAUAGAGAAAGCCCGGCACCAGACAGCAGGCCGAGGUCGAGAGCUAGUGGCAUCUCACGGUCGGACUCGCGGAACGAUGACAAGUCUAAGCUGUCUACGAAAUCCAAAGCAUCAAGCCAGGCCACCUUCGUCAAGGCCACAGCCUUCAAGAUGCCGGCGGGAGUACAGAUCACAGCGGGUGCUCGCUCUGCAGCUACCUCGGUUCUACCCAGGCGGUCCGCUUCAGGGAAGAAAGGAAGAACCCCCUCGCCGAUUGAUAUUGACGACUCUCCUGAAUCCGUGCAAGACUCGUCGCCCAAGACACCUACUGUGACGCCACAGUUUCCCCCUCCACAUGUCUUCCCCGAAGAGAAGCGAUUUUCUGCACCACAUAUCAGAUACGACGACAAUGAUCGUCCCACGCCUGCAGCCACCCCUAUGACCGACUUUGGACCCCCUCCUCCACCACCUCCUCCGCCGCCGACGUUGAGCAUACAAGAAAUACCUCGAGUGGAUUACCUUCUCCAGAAUGGAGGUCUUCAACAUCCGGUAUCGAAAAAUUUCCUUGCCGUCAUACCACCGUUCAAUGGCAAUAAGCCAUCCAACCCCCCUCUAGCUGGCGCAGAACGACUUUUUGCCCCUUUCUUCAACCUCCUGGAUCAGUACCAAAACGUGAUCCACAAGCAGGGUUCAGUUGCCGUCGCAACCGGUCACAAGUCAGUAGCAAGAAGGCUGCUAGACCGACUAGAAGACGUAUUCUCCAGAGAUUUACCAGAAGAAGGAUGCAACUGCAUCAUGUGUGAGAGUACACCAGGGGAACACCGAGGUCUGGGUUGGGGUGAAGUGCUGGAGAGAGUUGGAGGGCGCAUAGAUCUGCCACCAUGGCCGCCGUUCGACCUCGCCAACCUGGGCGUCAAGGGGCACGAAGGAGCCACAGACCUGCCACCUCGUCCCUCUUCGCCGGUCAAGCUAGACCCUGACAUCGCCGAAGAGUUCAGAGAGCACUACCUUCGCCAGUCAAAAAAGGUCAGGUCCGCUGUGGAUAAGUGGUUGAACGUUUGCUCCGAUGCUCCAGCGCCGCCACCACAGGAAGUUGACGAUGAGACCCUAACAUUUGCUAUUCUCACUAACCUGGACAAUGAAGAGCGCCCUUACUUCAAUGCUCUUCUGUCAGGUGCUCGAGAGUUACAGGCGACUGUAAGAGCCCCAACGCCAAACGUGCGCAAACCCCGAGUAGACUUCAUUGUGAAAAUGGGUCUUGCUUUGCAGCGACUGUACCGCCUGCCCAUCGUUCCUCGUGAUGCUGAAACCGCAAUGUACCUCAUUAAGAACCCGUUCCACCACGAUCUUCUGGUCACCAUCAGCGACAUUAGCCUUCAAGAAUGGGAGAUUCUCACAUCAGGUCGUUUCGACGGCUUCCUCUGGUCUGGUGCCGACGGCGACGAAGGCAUCACGCCAACUGCCGAGAACCCCCUUUCGCGUGGACCUACACCUGCUAAUGGCGGCUUUUUCUCGCCCGCACGUGGUACCACACCAGCCAAUGGGUUCUUCUCGCCUCCUCCCUCACGGGGUCCUUCCGUUUCUGGGAUGGGAUAUCGACCGACCUCUGGUUUUGGUACGUCGCGCACCACGACGCCUUUCAGUGAUGUGUACAGUCGUGGGACCACUCCGGCGUCAUUCGUCUCCCUCUCCUCGUCUGUGGUACCCGGUGCUCCCGGGGCUCACAACAAGCAAGCCGUCUCGCUCGACGAAGAAAUUGAAAUGGCAGCACUGGCUGAAGUAGAACGCGAGAUAUACCAAGGGAUGGAAGCCCUGGAAGACGCUUUUGAAAAGCUACAUCAUCGCGCAGAGAUGGUGCGCAACGCGCUGCGGCAGCGCAACGCGGGGCUCAUGAUGAGCAUGCAGGCGCGCCGAUCAGGCCAUAAUAUCGACGUCUUGCCUCAGAACAGCGGUAACUCCUUGGGCAACGGGUACGAAAGGCCAUAUUGGGCGGCCAGUGGAGACGACGAGACGAGUGAGAGUGAUUGGGGAGGCGAUGAUGUUGAGUUAGCGCCCGACGAUAGCGCGAGCAACAUUAGUAGUUCUCGCCAUCGCAGGCCAAAGAGGCGGAAGGAACGAAUGACGCCAGCUCCUAUCGAAGAGGAUGAUGAAGAGAUUUGA
Molecule: messenger RNA, 2865 nt
Organism: Pseudomassariella vexata
Lineage: Eukaryota; Fungi; Ascomycota; Sordariomycetes; Amphisphaeriales; Pseudomassariaceae
Exons: 2
Coding region: 1-2865 (954 amino acids)
Cellular component (GO): nucleus
Molecular function (GO): DNA binding
Source: RefSeq, a predicted model, not a curated record